Bactrocera oleae (olive fruit fly) is the source of this 7100-nucleotide messenger RNA. RefSeq names its product protein phosphatase 2 regulatory subunit tws (gene tws). Gene Ontology annotation, molecular function: protein phosphatase regulator activity; protein binding. Lineage: Eukaryota; Metazoa; Arthropoda; Insecta; Diptera; Tephritidae. Gene Ontology annotation, cellular component: protein phosphatase type 2A complex; cytosol. The record is from RefSeq and is a predicted model, not a curated record.
CAUUUACAUUGCGCUCUCAUAAGAUAGGUUGUUGUUGUUGUAGCGGCAGAAUUCAGCCGAUUUGAUCGUAUCAGCUGAUUCAGUCUACGGUGUUGCGUCAUUGACUGUUUCCAGCAUUACAGCAAGUGAAAAGCCAAUGCAUGAAGGAUUUAUGCAUGUUUUUUAUUCCCUCUUUUUGUUGUAACUGUAACAUUGACAAGUAGGUGAAGAUGGAGCUAUGAAUGUGUAUGGACGCCCAGUGGGAGCAAAAGUACGUGUGUAUGUAUGUAUAUAUGAAUAAAAGUGGCCAACCGUUCAUUAACAAAAAUAGAGUACAUAGCGCUGAGAUUACACUGUGCAACAAAAUUACACUUCUAUGAAUGUGGUCAAAAAUAUUAUUACGACCUAUAAUGCAAAAAAAAAAAUUGUUAUAACACAUUUGUUUACCAGCGCUCUGGUUAUCUGAAAUAUAUAGAAACAUAUUCUACUUGUUAGAUCCAUGCGCCGAUAGUCAUUAAAGUAUUUUUAUCUACCUUUUCAACCAAAAACGUAAAAAGGCUGUUGGUCCAAAAAAUAAACUGCUUAAUAAUGGUCAUUUGCAUUAUCAGUAUCUUCUAUCUAUCUUUAAUGUUUACUCAAAACUACUACAAAUUCAAGAUGGACAUUAUUAUUGGUGAUAACUUUGAUAUAAGAUACAAUUUAAUAAAUUUCGUUUAAAAGAUGAAAAUUUUCCUGAAAAUUAUGUAUUGUAUAAACCUUAUAUGAUAUAUAAUGAAAUUAUGAUACAUAUGUACAAUAUAUGGCCGUUGGGUUAAUGAAUAAAUUUUAGAUGUUUACUUUUACAAAAAUCGUAAUUCUAGCUAAUUGGUUUCCAGUGAUUCCGCUAUGACCAGACACCGAAACGAAUCUGAUACUGAAGUAUCUUGAUACAAUUUCUAGUGAAGGCAGACACUCUUUAACUAACUUUGAAUACACAGUUAGCGAGCUCAAUGCUAAUACUGCCGUUCUGCUGCCGUAAUGAAUGCUUACCUUCUUGAAAAAGGCAGUACUUAUAAGCAGUAAAUCUAAGCUUGCCGAACAACUUCUUACAAAAACAGCCAGGAGAAAUAUUUCUUUUUCAACUCAGUUUUUAAGGCCCACACACGUUAACAGUCGCUUUUGAGAUUUACUUACCGAAUAAAUCUACAUGAGCUACUAAUUUAUCUAAAAGCCAAAAUUAUUACCUUACUUUAAACUGUGGUUUCAUUUCUUUUUUACAACCACUACAGCACAGUGUAGCAUUAGUUCAACUACUCGUAAAUGAUAUAUGGUAUAUGUGCUAUAUGAGUAUAUAACAUGAGUAACGGGCAGUGACAGGCUGAAGUUAAAUGCUCACCAUGCAUACCGUACAAACAGCUAAAGAGAAUCGUGAAAUAAGCUGGUAAAACAAAAUAUUUUAUAUUUUUGUUGUUGUGUUUAAUGUUGUUGUAGUAUUGGUAUUGGUAUUAAGACAUUCGGACGUUUUCUGUAUUUUUACAAUUUCAAAAAAAUCAGUUUCGUUGGCAAUGCGACUCGCGAAACAACAAAAUCGCAAACGCAUAGAAGAAAGAAGGAAAGCAAAGGAAGUAUUUACAUACAUACAUAUGUAAGCAUAUAUGCAUGUACAUAUGUGUAUAAGUAAAGUAAGGAAAACAUUUGAAAGCAUAGACAAAUGUACUUGUAAACAUGUAUGGAACAAAGCAAAAUUAGUUGGAGGCCGAAAAUGAUUUCACAGACAAAGUAAUCUCGUGAAACAGCGGUACGUUAGAGGCCGAAAAAAGUGCAUAGGGAAAAGAUAUAGCGCUGAAAUGACGGCAGCAACAGGCGGAAAGGAAGUGCUUCGAUGUGCAUGCUAGUGCGUCGAGAAUAGUUUUUUUGAACCAAUGAGAAAAAAGAAAUAAAAAAAACGGAAAUUAUAAAUGAAAAAAGCUAAUAUUUUUAUUAUUUGGCGUGAAGGAUAAUUGUAAAAAAAAAGAAAAAAAAAAUUUCUACUAAAAAAAACUAUACAAAUAAAUGUAAACAAUGAUAAAUACACAAUUAAAAUUAAUAGACUUAUGAAUGUCAUGAGUAAAUAUAUUUCCGGUAUUAAAAUAUGAACAAAACGUUUUGAAAAGAAAACUGAAAAUAACAUCGAAAAUAAAUAAAAAUAGCAAUACUAUAUUCUGUAUACAAAUUUUGUGGUAAUUGAUUUUAAAAGUGAAAAUAAAACAUUCUAAUAAUUUUUGAAGUGCUGAUAAUAUGAAUACUAUUUAGUGUAAUAAAUUAAUUUUUUGCACUUAAUGCGGUUUUUGAAGUUAAAAAAUAAGCGGCUAAAAAUAAACUAUUUAUUUUAAUAAUUCAGUGUUGAUGAUGAUUGACUCAGUUGGUGUUCAUUAAAAUAAAAACAAUAAACAAUGUUUGGUGCUUUCAUCAUUGGCCAAUAAUAUAAAAAAAAUGUUGUAAACGAUCGGUUUAUUAAAACUUUGCGGGCAUUUAGAAUAAACAAGUAUCAAUAAAAACUUUUUCUUUAACAAAUUGUAAAUAUCAGUUGUAAAUAAAACUAUUAUUUAUAUUUCAAAUGUGAGAAAUGGUAUGGUAUUGUUUUAUUAUAAUUUCUGGUUUCUGGAUAUUAAAAUAAUUAUAAUAUAUUUAAAUUUUUUCAACUAUUAAAUAAUUUAGUUACAUUUUUUUAAUGAGCUGAGCUUAAAAAUUAAAUAUAAUAAACUGAGCUUGGAUAAUAAUUCAAAAAUUAGAACGAAGUUGAUCAGUUAGAGCCGUAAAAUUUCGUAAAUUAAAGUACUUCAAAAACAAAAACAAUAAAAAGCAAAGUUCACAUAGAAAAAACUAAAAAUGUGCAAAACUAGUAAAAACUAUUAAAACGUACUUUGCCACGACGCAAAAACAAUCCCUAAAUAAAAAAAUAAAUAAAUAGUACAAAAAUUGGAUAAUACUUAAAUAAAGCAAACUAAACAAAAUAUUUAUUUUCUUAGCAACUAAACACAGUGGUUGUGGAACUCAAGCCCCGAAAAAGAAUAAAAAAAACGUUAAACAGAUAUAAAUACGUACGAAAGACAGACGCAGGAAAAAAUAAUAAUACAAGAACCAUCAUUAAGCUUACAUACAUACAUAUUUAUAAUCUGUAUAUUUCAUAUAUGCACGACUUCCACGUGCCGUGUGUUUUCAAUUAUCGAUUGGUGUUAAUUUAAAAAUUGCUUAAAACUAAAUGAAAUUAAGUGAGACUGAAUUUGAAUGCCAAAAAUACACUUGAAUAUAAUUUGGUAAAAAGCGCACAAGAAAUAAAUAUAAUAUAAUUGGUAUUCAGCUGACAUAGCGAAUUUGCUGCAAGACUCUGCUUCACACAACUUCCAUUGCUGUUAACAGCUGCUUCAAGGGAUAAUUAGCCUCGCUCAGUAAAAUGGAUUGGAAAACUUUAUCAAGCAGUGAGAAGAGCCCAAAAAUGGAGCGCUGGAAACCAAAUCCAAUAUUGGAACCGGAACCCCCACCGCCUAUACCACCACGCACUUUUAUGCGUCAAUCGAGUUUCACGAAAAUUGGAAAUAUGCUUAAUACGGCUAUAAAUAUGAAUGGCACUAAAAAAAUACAGAGUAAUGGAGAAGCUUCCUGGUGCUUCUCACAGAUAAAAGGCGCCUUAGAUGAUGACGUCACCGAUGCUGAUAUUAUAUCCUGUGUGGAAUUCAAUCAUGAUGGUGAAUUGCUGGCAACAGGUGAUAAAGGCGGACGUGUUGUCAUCUUUCAGCGCGAUCCAAUGUCGAAAACGGCCAUACCACGUCGCGGUGAAUAUAACGUUUACUCAACCUUUCAAUCGCAUGAACCCGAGUUCGAUUACCUAAAGUCAUUGGAGAUAGAGGAGAAAAUCAAUAAGAUACGAUGGCUGCGAAGAAAGAAUCCUGCGCACUUUUUACUAUCCACCAACGAUAAGACGGUUAAAUUGUGGAAGGUCAGUGAACGUGAUAAGUCGUUUGAGGGCUAUAAUACAAAGGAGGAGAGCGGUCUGGCGAAGGAUCCGCAAAAUAUAACUGGCUUAAAAGUUCCUUCAGUUAAGCAAAUUCCGCUUAUGGUGGAAGCGUCACCACGCCGCAACUACGCCAAUGCACACACCUAUCACAUCAAUUCAAUUAGCGUUAAUUCUGACCAAGAGACUUAUCUGUCCGCGGAUGAUUUACGAAUCAAUCUGUGGCAUCUUGAGGUGACCGAUCAAAGUUUCAAUAUAGUCGAUAUUAAGCCAGCUAAUAUGGAAGAGCUAACGGAGGUCAUAACCGCUGCCGAAUUCCAUCCAACCGAGUGCAAUGUAUUCGUGUACUCGAGCUCGAAGGGCACAAUACGUCUAUGUGAUAUGCGUUCGGCUGCGCUGUGCGAUCGACAUAGCAAACAGUUCGAAGAGCCGGAGAAUCCAACGAAUCGCAGCUUCUUUAGUGAAAUUAUAAGCUCGAUAAGCGAUGUAAAGUUAAGCAAUUCGGGUCGUUAUAUGAUCUCUAGGGACUAUUUAAGUAUUAAAGUGUGGGAUUUGCACAUGGAAACGAAACCAAUUGAAACUUAUCCGGUUCACGAAUACUUACGCAUUAAACUCUGUUCACUGUAUGAGAACGACUGUAUUUUCGACAAAUUCGAAUGUUGUUGGAAUGGCAAAGACACUUCCAUAAUGACGGGCAGCUAUAACAAUUUCUUCAGAGUGUUUGAUCGCAAUUCGAAAAAGGAUGUCACAUUGGAGGCGUCACGCGACAUUAUCAAACCAAAAACGGUGCUUAAACCGCGUAAAGUUUGCACCGGUGGCAAGCGAAAAAAAGACGAGAUUAGUGUCGAUUGUCUCGACUUCAAUAAGAAGAUACUGCACACCGCUUGGCAUCCGCAAGAGAAUAUAAUUGCUGUGGCGGCCACAAAUAAUCUGUUUAUAUUUCAGGAUAAGUUUUAGCUAAAACUCUCUCAUCUACUUCAGUUCUACUUCAUCACCACCACCAUUAUGGCGUCGUUAAGAAUAAUUAUUAUGCUUAAUUCUAAAUUUUAUACUUAUCGCUGCUGCAAAUGCUAUCACUCACUACUACUACUACAUGCUAUCAAUACGGUGUAAUCAGAGCAACAAACAAACAAAAAUAAAACAAAUAAUACGAUUAAGUUUUGAUCGUAAUAUUAAACGAAAUACGAGUACGGACAGGGAGACAAGACGAAAGCGUAGGCGUAGGCGAUGUCACAACUCAUAGCAUCAUACAUACAUAUAUAUACACAUAUAGUUAGAUAUAACUUACUAUUAGCGCUAAUAAUUAACGAAACAAAAUCUCGAUUGGCAAUUGAUUAUAUAUGAUACAGCAAAAUAACACGGUAUGUGUGCGGUCGGUGUGUGUGUGUAAGCCUCAGCCGAAACAAACGUAAAAUUUAAAAUUUUGUACUCAAACGUGGCUUACACACGCGCGACAUGCUUGCAACGAUCAUAGCAUAAGCAAAGUGAUGAAAAAAGUGUGUGAAAAGUAGAGUGAAGGCGCGGGGAGGGAAAAAUGCGGCUGGCUGCGCCAGUAAAACCAAACAAUAUAAAUCGUCUACUAUUGCGCACAAAGAAAAAAGAAAAAAAUAAACGCCUUAAACUAAAACUUUGUACAGUACUCUGAUUACAAUUCUGUUAAAUUCCCUAAAACAAUGUUGCCUCGGCUAUAGACUUUCAGCUACUUUUAGAAGAGAGCGUGUUUUUUUAUACAAUAUUUAUGCGAAAUCAGUAAGAAUAACAACUAUUUAUGCAGUAAUAUGUUUGCUUAAUUUGUAAUAAAUACGGAAAUUGUUAAUAAUAACUCUAUUUUUAUUUCUUUUCGUUGAUACGAACAUAUGAAUUAAGUUGGAAAUUCACAUUAAAAAGUAGAAAGAAAAAAAUAUAAAAAUAUCAUAAUUGUAGUUUCAUCUUAGAAAACUAUAAUUUUUAAGUGUAAAAGUGAGGGAUUCCACAGCUAAUAACGGCAUAUUAAACAUUAUUACAACUUUACAUUGCUUCGAAGAGCAAAAACUAAAAUAACAUAUUUUAGAAAUAACAAAAAAGACAAAAAUUGCUAUAAAUAUUGAAUGCAUUAUUUAUGAGAGCAUAUGCAGUGAUUUCCAAGCUAAAAUACAAAGCUGAGGUUUUUCUUGAAGGACCUACAGUUGCGUGUACAGCGAAAAUCUUGUGCUAUUUUUAAUAUUUUUCUUUAAAGUAAGUGCGCUCUACUUUUCAUUGAACUUCGAAAAAAUAAAAAAAAUGUAGGGCCCAAUAUUUUCAGCGUAUAUUUACGCAUAUAAAAAUUGGCUGGUAGUACGACCCAUAUUGCUGGUGUAAAGUUAGACUUUGACUGGUUAUAAAUUUACGUGUGUAACGUCAUUUUCGAUUUUUGUGCUAUCAGUUAACGGAAGCUAUGAAACUCAACGAGCAAUCUUGUUUGUUGUACGUGUAAAACAGAUGAUGUUAUUUAAAUAAAGUAGUAGUAAUAAUGACAGGCGUACGUAUGUUAUAAAGCAUUAACAAGCCGGGUUAAAGCAUUUGGCUAAAAAUUCAGUCUUCAUUCAUUUUCGUACUUAUUACAAAUAAAUACUUUUACGCCAAUGCAAAAUGUGUGAAAUUUGGUCUGAUAAUUUCUAAAACUGGCCAGAACUUCUAUGGAUUUCAUAUUCUUCGCCACAGCGCAAUGCAGAAAUUCUAUAUUUUUUUUACAGUAAAUGUAUUUGUGUGCAUAUAAUAGCGGUUAAGACGUUUGUAAUACAUAUAUGUGCUCUUAUUAUUUUGCUGUGUAAAAGUAUGUGUUGUUACGCCUAAUUUAUACUUUUGAGUUAUUCUGCUGCCAGUUUGUAUUUCUGUAAACAUUUUCAUUCCACGAAAAUCUGCCAAAGCAAUGCAAAAAGAAAGAAUGGAAUAUAGUGAAAUAUUCUUCUUUAAAAUACAAUAAUAUGGUAUUGUUUACAAUAUUUUAUUUUAUAUUGCCACAGCAGAGAAGAGGAAAUAUAAAUAAACAAAUAAUUGGUGUCACUAAUUUUUUAUUUUUAUUUUUGUGUUGAAUACCGGACGCUGAGCAGUGAGCACAGUGCUGGAACUAAAACAAAAAUGAUUAUAACGACGCGCUUGAGUAGUCAGAACUAAAUUUGAAGAAACAAAACAA